AUGGCGCCGACGCCCGACUCCGCGAUAUAUGGCAACAAAAGCUCCAUAGAUCAAUCCCCAAGCGUUGUGUCGCCUUUCAACCAGAUUUCGUCUCAAUACGACAUGCGUGAGCCCAAAAGGCAACAUAUGUCUCCUGACAGAGCUUACAUCGAAAGCCACCACCGUUUCAACAGCUUUGCGUCCACGUCACCCUACAUCGUUCCAUCUGUCAACCACAAUGGUUCGAAUGAGCGCACCACCUCGCAGCCACCGCAGGGACUGUCCCAGGACGUCGAUAAGCCUGUAAUGAACGAGCUCCAGAUGCUUAAGGAGAAGAUUAGGCAGAUUGAGGCGUCGAUCGCCGUGGCAGACCUGUCCCAACCAAGGAUACACAAUCCUCCGCAUCUUCCGCCGCUAUCGUCGCAGGUACCAUCUCAGGCACCUACGCCGAUCGCCGCACCAGUGCCCUAUAGAACCCAGCUGCCGCCGAUCCAGUCUUGGAACAGCAACAAGACAUACAAUCUGCCCCCCCUCAAGUCUUCGCCGCCUGUGCCGCAGCAGGAAGGCAGCGCCGCGAACUCGGUGGUGCCACCAGACUCAGGCAUGGACCCGACAGACGCCUUCAACUUCUACAACCAUUAUGUGCCUGUUCAUCUUCUGCACGCGCGGACCAGCAACCACGGGCCGCUGAUGUGGGUGACCAUGAUCAAAAAAGACCAGUUUCUGCGUCCACUGUGGUUCAAGAUAGCGGAAUAUAGGAAGAAAAAUAAGCUGCCAGCGGUUUUGCAGGCUCAGCUGUCCGGGAACGUGGGCCCCGAGGAAAACGAGUUCAGACAGAAAAUCUACGAGACGGAAGGAGUGGUAGAUCUGCUCCCAUACAAAUCUGACAAAAAGGAGAAGGUCACGCAUCUCACUGUUGAGCAGAUGCGAGACAAUAUACGCAAAGACGUGGCGCUGAACCUUUACAUGAACAAGGACCCCGACUCCCGCACGAUAUCGCAGAUUUUGAAAUCGCUUCCCAACAGGAAAGUGCUCUGGCUUUUAGUGGACAGGUUUUUCAAGUUUGUUUAUCCUUUCCUCCCGAUCGUGGACGAAAAAAUGUUUGUUACCGACAUCGAGGCGAUCAUUGGGCCGCGGGAGUACGAAGAAACAGAAAUCAAGACGCUGAAGAUCGACCGCAGACUGAAUUUCGCUGUUAUUGGCUCGCUUCUUAUCAUUUUGCGUAUGGCCCACCUAUCUCUCCACUCAAAUUUUGAAGAAGUUAAGGGAUUUCCAGAGCGAUCCGAGCAGGAGAAGUACUUGCUGAAGCAUCCGAUUGAUAUGGAAAUCAUCACCGUCGCUCAACUAUGUCUCAACCAGUUUAAACUGCUAAAACGCUGUGCUCUUAGCGUUUUCCAGUGCGCGCUUUUGAUGAAAGAAUACCGCUUUAUUGCUCCCGAGGAUGGAACCGAUGGAUUUGGAGACGGCGAAGGCCAAAUAUUUGCCGGUAUGCUGACUCAGAUGGCGAUUUCUAUUGGUCUGAACCGAGACCCGGACCAGUUCUCCAUGGUAUGCGAGUCCAAGAAUCUCAACAACCUCUGGAGGAAAAUCUGGUUCAGAUUGAGGGACUCGGAUGUGUACCACGCGUCUCAGAUGGGAAACCCACUCACAAUACGUGCUGACCAGUUUGAUACUAAGUUGCCAGUGUUCGACUCAGAGCUGUCGAACACCUCAGACUUGGCCCUCGAACAGGUGGUGAUUGACUGUUUGAACGAGCGUUGCGAUCUACAAAACCUGAUUUCCGAUCUCACCAGCAAAGUUCUUGACAUUACUCAGAAAUCGACCGUGGAGACGAUCCUGCUCAAAAUAGAGGCCAUCGAAAGCUUCAUCAAACGCCGUUUUGGCUCUGUCAAAGAUAUUCUCACUCUCGAUAAGGGGAACCACUUGGAAAGCAUCAGGAAAGUGUACCGAAUCAUAGGCUAUUUGGAGGCCCGGUCGCUGGUGCAUCCGGUGUUGUACCAUAUUUUCCUGUUUUAUAGCUGCAGAGCAAAUUUGCGGGCAUGUUCUUACCUGAUGAGAGUCACGCUGCAGAAAGUGGUUGAGGUCAAUUCGCUUUUCAUGCAGCUUCUCAAACGCAACUUCUCAUUUUUCGGACUGGGCUUCGAUCUCAUACUUACUCCCAUUUUAGAGUCUUCGAUGCACAAAGCACUACAGUUCCAGUUCACGCUAUUUAUUCGCGCGCGUCACCACAAACACCAGCUUCUUGCACGUUCGACGCAGCCCGACCGCAAGCUGAUUGCCGCCAUCACCAAGUUCACGGACGAUACCAUACUGCCGAAUAUUAGAAUAUACCUGCGUGGCCUGACCCUGAUCUCAAAAAAAUACUUCUACGCUUGGAGAAUGAGCAAAGCACAAAACAUCGUUCUCAAGCUGAUGGAGGAAUCAGAUAGCUUCUUCGAUGACAAAGAGUUAUUUGGCAACGCAGCAGAUAUUUUCGAUGGGUACACUGUGGCCGAUUUUGAGCUGUUGGCGGAGAUAGGCAACAUGAAGCGAUAUGUCGUGCAUCCUGCUACCAGAGAUUGCUCAAUGAAUCGGGACAUUCCAGACGACGUUGCCAGCAGCAGCUCUGAGUUCCUCGAUCAUACGCCAGACAAUCACGAAGUUGACAACUUUUGGCUGGAGCUCAUUUUCCGGUUUAAUUCUAAUAUGGCCUCGAAAAGCGUUCCUACAUCCGAGUCUAUGCCCGAGAGCGCAUGGACAGGGUCGUUCGAGGGUCUGACGCCUGGCGGCUCUCUCGAAGAUACGACGACUUGGGGAGGAUUUCCACAAGCAGAAUGUGCUAUCGAGAUCGACCAACUUUUUAACGACGCUCCCAUGUUCGACAACGUGGAUUUCCUCAACAGCGAUUUGCUCCAAGAAAAAUAA
Molecule: messenger RNA, 2883 nt
Organism: Ogataea parapolymorpha DL-1
Lineage: Eukaryota; Fungi; Ascomycota; Pichiomycetes; Pichiales; Pichiaceae
Exons: 1
Coding region: 1-2883 (960 amino acids)
Biological process (GO): positive regulation of transcription by RNA polymerase II; DNA-templated transcription
Cellular component (GO): nucleus
Molecular function (GO): DNA binding; zinc ion binding; DNA-binding transcription factor activity, RNA polymerase II-specific
Source: RefSeq, a predicted model, not a curated record